AUGGAUUGCUUAAAGGAAUUCGACGCCAAGCACCUAGGCGCGGAGACCAAGGGAGUAGAGUACUACAGGGAAAAUAUGGUGACGAGGAGGAAAUUAAAAAACUGUUGCAAACGGUGGAGUGACGAUAAGAAUAGCAGAGACUUCCUUGUCAAUCACGAGAACGAAAUUGAUGAGAAUUCUUUUUUUAAAAUUAUAAAAAAUACAUGGAACUUACUAUUUUUUAAUGAAGAAAAAAAAGGCAAAUUACUUUAUGGUGAAGGAGACGAACAUAUGUAUACCUUGCCAAACUUUUUAAUUAUGGAUCCUCUAUCGAGCGGUGUGAUCAGCCCCUUUGACAGUGAUCAGGUUGGAAUGUCGCUCGAUGAGGGGGAGGAUAUUGGGUCAGAGCAUGUGCAGGUGGAUAAUGAAGAAGAUGUUGUGGCGAUCUGCUCACUGGAAGGGGGCAACGAGGAAUGUUUACCUGAGGAGAACACUCACGAGGAUCCAAUGGAAGGAGAUAAUCCUGAAUGCGAAGGGGGUGAAAAAAAUGGGAAUUAUCCAUUGCAGGAGAACAACCCAAAUUACUCAAUCGAAGGGGAAAAUCCCCAUUGCGCACCUGGACAGACAUGGGAUGAGGGUUUUGGGGAAGAUGAACAUUGGGACACAGCUAUCCGUGCCUCUCCCGUGAGAGAAGAAAACUCCAAUAUGGAGAACAUGUCAUCUGAUAAAGAAAGCCGAAAAAAAAUGAGAACUUGCAAAAAGAGCAUCAUUAACAAAAAGUACAUUAACAUUUACCACAAGCAUGAUGACUCUUACAGUUUCCACGAUAAAGAAAUAGACGAUUUUUUAAUUCUGUCAGAUGUCCCAACGGGUGUGAGCGAUGUCGAGGAGGGGAACGAACAGAACAGAGUCGACGUACAGAACGAAGUGCUUAGAGGAGAACCAAGUGACAACGGAGUGAGCAGUGGCCAAGGAUGCUCAAUUUCCUCGACAGGUACAACUGCAAAUUGCCCUAACCCUGACGUGCACAAUCCCGCAGGAACAUCCGAAAUGGAAGAAGACCCCCCGCAGCCUGGACUGAGAAAUGAAGACACCUAA
Molecule: messenger RNA, 1077 nt
Organism: Plasmodium knowlesi strain H
Lineage: Eukaryota; Apicomplexa; Aconoidasida; Haemosporida; Plasmodiidae
Product: conserved Plasmodium protein, unknown function
Exons: 1
Coding region: 1-1077 (358 amino acids)
Source: RefSeq, a predicted model, not a curated record